AUGACACCCGAUGAGAUUCCCCUCGGAUACUACACUCAUCUCAACUAUGCUUUUCUCUAUAUUGAUCCAGACACAUUCGAAGUGGCUGCUAUGGAUAGCGAAACAGGGUCACUCUAUGCGAACGUGACUGAUCUCAAGAAUAAGCAACCUGAUCUCAAGGUUUGGAUCAGUGUGGGCGGUUGGUCCUUUAAUGACGAAGGCUCAACUGAGCAUACGUUUUCAGACCUGGUGGCAUCAAAAUCAGCACAGAAGACAUUCUUCGCAUCUGUGAUAUCACUCAUGAUUAAUAAAGGAUUUGAUGGCCUGGAUGUUGAUUGGGAGUAUCCAGCUGCAACGGACAGAUACGGGACUGAUGCCGAUUUUGACAACUACGUCAGCUUCUUGCAGAACCUCCGCGAUGCGUUCGACGCUAGUAGUUACAACUUCGGAUUAUCGAUUACCUUACCAUCAUCAUACUGGUACAUGCAGCAUUUUGACAUCGUAUCCAUCGAUCCGAUUAUCGACUGGUUCAACGUAAUGACGUAUGAUCUGCACGGAGUGUGGGAUAGCACGGACCCAUACAUUGGUUCCGUCGCGCUCGCACACACCAACCUUACAGAAAUCACCGAAAGCUUGGAUCUACUAUGGAGAAACAACAUUGAUCCAUCCAAAGUGAAUCUGGGACUUGGCUUCUAUGGAAGAAGCUUCACGAUGUCUGAUUCCAGCUGCAUGACCGCAGGAUGCCCCUUCUCCGGCGCAGGGACUGCUGGUCCAUGUACAGCCUCUGCCGGGAUUCUAUCGGAUAUAGAAAUUCGGAACAUUAUUGCUGACGGAGCAACGGUAACCCUGGAUGAGACAGCAGCUGUUCAGAUUGUUACCUGGGACACGAAUCAAUGGGUCUCGUAUGACGAUGCGACGACUAUGAAAAUGAAGAUUGACUAUGCAAACUCGAUCUGCUUAGGGGGAACUAUUAUAUGGGCUGUUGACCUGGAUGAUUCGAACGGGACAUCCAUAGACUAUCUAGGCUCUGGUCUGAACCGAACCGCAAGUACAAUUUAUAACGACACCACAGUUGAGAAUCCUGGAGACUUAGGGUCCGCAAUUGACAGCGACGACUCCACCUCGAGCAAAAAGAGGAGUGUCGGGGAGAGCUUCUUGGGGCCGCAACUCAAUCACCAUCGGCAUGGAACUCAUGGCAGAAAGGGUAGAUCCUGGUGGCAAUAG
Messenger RNA from Penicillium longicatenatum, 1203 nucleotides. RefSeq names its product chitinase. NCBI's taxonomy places the organism in Eukaryota, Fungi, Ascomycota, Eurotiomycetes, Eurotiales, Aspergillaceae. The record is from RefSeq and is a predicted model, not a curated record. Gene Ontology annotation, molecular function: chitin binding; hydrolase activity, hydrolyzing O-glycosyl compounds. The coding region runs from base 1 to 1203 and encodes 400 amino acids. The transcript has 5 exons. Gene Ontology annotation, biological process: carbohydrate metabolic process.